AUGAGCCGGUCAUCAGAAGGACCUUCAGUCCUCAAGCAUAAGCGCCAAGACUAUGGUUCCCAGGCGGACACUCUGACAGAGCAUGAGCGCAGAAUCUAUGAUGCCAUCCGCAGCACAAAAGAUAUGGGCAUAAACAAACAAGCAAUUAAGCGAGAAACAAAUCUCACUAUCGUGCUGGUAAACAAGUCCCUCAAAACACUUGUAGACAAGAAAAAGAUAAAAGUAGUUAAAGGGAUCAGUUCCAAUGCGAGAUGGGGACUGUACAUGGCUGUAGAAUUUGAGGCCUCGGACGAGAUAACUGGUGGCACGUGGUAUGAGGAUGGGAACUUGGAUGUAGAAUCUGUUAACGUUGUGAAAAAGCUGUGCGUGAUGUUUAUCAACAAGCACGAAGUUGCUACUUUGAAAGAGAUUUUAGCAGAAGUUGAACGUACAAGGAUUUUGAAUGAUAAAUUGGCCCCUAAGGACAUGAAGGAGCUUCUGCAGGCUUUGGUUUUGGACAAUAAGGUCAUGAAGGCUGGGGCAGACGGUUAUAAGUGCUGCAAGAGAGGUACCAGUGGAGAACCAAAACUGGCAGCCAUGGCUUCGAUUCCCUGUGGAGUCUGUCCAAGGAUAAAUCAAUGUACCCCAGAUGGCGUUAUUUCCCCGGGAACGUGUGAACACUUCAAAAAAUGGUUGGAUUUUUGA
This is a messenger RNA of Argentina anserina (silverweed cinquefoil), 684 nucleotides long. RefSeq lists its product as uncharacterized. Gene Ontology annotation, cellular component: RNA polymerase III complex. NCBI's taxonomy places the organism in Eukaryota, Viridiplantae, Streptophyta, Magnoliopsida, Rosales, Rosaceae. Bases 1 to 684 code for a protein of 227 amino acids. The transcript has a single exon. Gene Ontology annotation, biological process: transcription by RNA polymerase III. The record is from RefSeq and is a predicted model, not a curated record.